This is a messenger RNA of Populus nigra (black poplar), 925 nucleotides long. RefSeq names its product non-specific lipid transfer protein GPI-anchored 20-like. The transcript has 3 exons. The record is from RefSeq and is a predicted model, not a curated record. The coding region runs from base 227 to 817 and encodes 196 amino acids. NCBI's taxonomy places the organism in Eukaryota, Viridiplantae, Streptophyta, Magnoliopsida, Malpighiales, Salicaceae.
UCAAAAUCCUUUCUUAAACAAAGGUGGUCAAGGUAGUUGAGCUUCAAAUCCACGUGUGCAGUUCCCUCCAUUUCCUUCACCCAGAAUCCUCCCUCUAUAAACUCCUCCUUCCACCACGCAAAAUCUCAAGCUCCAAAUCUACUUCUUGUUGGUAUUAUGCACCAUAAUUUCCUUCACUCUUCGCCAACAAGUAUUGAUCCUCGCUACCAAGAACACCCAUUCCCACAUGGAGCGUUUUGUGCCUUUUCCGCGUACGGUUCCCUUUCUGGCUGUUGCUCUGGCAGUCUUUGUUUUUCCUGUUUAUGGCCAGAUCAAUGCUGCGUGCACGGCUUCGGUGCUUGCUACCUUCGCCCCAUGUAUGACUUUUCUUACAAGUAGUGCCGCCAAUGGUUCUUCACCAACUGCCGGCUGUUGCGGUUCACUUAAGAACCUGACAAGUGAUGGGAUGGACUGUUUUUGUCUUGUUGUAACUGGAAGCGUUCCCUUCGGCGUACCAAUCAAUAGAACUUUAGCCAUCUCUCUGCCUCGUGCCUGUAACAUGCCUGGCGUCCCAGUCCAAUGCAAAGCCACCGGUGCACCAAUUCCUGCUCCAGCUUCUGUUGUUCCUGAACCAACUCCAUCCGCUCUACCACCAGCAUCUGGCACGACACCUCUCCUGACUCCACCGUCUUCGACGGGAGAUUCUGGGGCACCGGCAUCAACUACUGGGAGUCACCCAGUUCUAACUCCACCAUCAGCAUCAGUGCCCUCCGACAGCCUUUCACCAUCUCUUCUACUAUUUGCAUUAGGAUUUGUACUUUUCAAGUACUUGUACUAGAUGCUGUAUGUAUUUCUACUUUCUGCUGUAUACAUUUGUUAAGAAAUAGUCUUUUGGGAUUGUGGGCUAUUAUUUUUUGAGCUUGUUAAGUCGAUUAAAAAUCAUAUU